Messenger RNA from Alternaria viburni, 1530 nucleotides. RefSeq lists its product as uncharacterized. The record is from RefSeq and is a predicted model, not a curated record. The transcript is spliced from 2 exons. Bases 1 to 1530 code for a protein of 509 amino acids. NCBI's taxonomy places the organism in Eukaryota, Fungi, Ascomycota, Dothideomycetes, Pleosporales, Pleosporaceae.
AUGCAGACUUCCAACAUCGCAGACCCUCUUCGUCAUGGUGACGGACCCAGCAUGAGCAAUCAACAUCAUUCUCUUCUCUUCCGGCUGCCACGAGAGCUGCGGGAUAGAAUCUAUGAGUACUACACACAUCAAGAGCAAGGGUAUAUAUACGAUCCAUCGGCCCAGAAGUUUCGGCUCGCCAACGGAGAAAAGAUCGAUGUCGCGUUGAUCUACACCUGCAAAAGAGUGGCUCAAGAGAUAGACGGUUUGGCGUUUGAAUCGAACACGCUCCGAUUCAGCGUCCUUCCAAAGAUUCCUGGCACUGAGACUUCAAGCUCUGUAGCCUUCCUCUACCGCAGUAACACGGCAGUGGAAGAGCUAGAGAAAACGAUUAUCAGGGAGGGUAGAGCGGGCUUGAAGGAAGGCCGCCUUUACCCUGUGUUUAGAUUGGAUUAUCUCAUCAAAGACGAUAUACUUCAGGAUCUCAUUCAGAUUAUUGCGAGGCAUCCAGCGUUCGAGCGCCUCGUUUUGGGAGAAUACGAUCCAUCCGCCAAGACGAGUGCUCCAUUGGACUAUGACCCGGUUACGGAUGACGAAGACGAAUUUGAGGACGAGGAUAAUGACAACGACCAGGGCAGAAGUCGCUCUCGGCCAUCAGUAUACACGAGAGACACCCUAUACCAGAUUAUCGAGUGGAGGCCCACGUAUUGGUGGAUUCCGGAGAAAAAGGACCUUGAUAAGGUCGCGAAAUAUGUUCCACAAGCACCAGAACUCGGGACUCGCCAUAAUGGUCGCGUCAAGAGAUUCAAAAGAUACUUCUCGGCAGCGGCAGCUGCCAUUCAAUUCCUUGAGCGCCUUACACCUAAAAAGCGCGCCCAAGUGCGCAAAAUUGUUAUUCAGGAAGAUUACGCGAGCUUAGGAAUCUCCCAGAACCACACGAGCUUAGGACUCUCCCAGACCCACGCACGCGGGCUUGUUCCAUAUUUGCUCGAGAAUCCUAGACUUCGGAUAGAGCGACGCGUCGACAUCUGGGGAACUGUGCUUAGCGAACGUUCCUACAGUGUCGAGCGCUGUCUCUGGGAUGUUGCAACGUGGAUACACGAAGCAAGUAUGCCAUGGAUUAUGGACCUGCCAACGGGUUCUUUCUCCUUGGUCUUACAUGGCCCUGACGAGAGAGCCAGUAAGCUUCUCUGCAAUGCCAUGCUACAGGCUGCAAUGUGGCAGGACGGCGCGAAAAAACUGACACGCCGGGGAAACAUGCAGGGGAUGAUUCCUAUAGCCGAUGACUUCGUCGACGUUAUAAAGGCGGUGGUGCGCGGCGAUGUUCCGGUGCGUUUCGAGGCAGGCGUGCCUGAGCUAUGGGAUAUAGACAAGAUCUUGCGCGAGCAGUCCGACCAGUGGCCAUGCGCAGUUGACAGAUUGAGAUGCGUUACUGUUUUCCAUUUCGGUAUGCAUGAUGGAGGCUGGGACUCGGUUCGCUCAGAGCAGAUGGAGGAGAUUGAGUUGACGGAUGGAAUGGUCGUUCGGGGUCUAUUUGAAACGGAAGAUUAG